Messenger RNA from Cercocebus atys (sooty mangabey), 1566 nucleotides. Its product is annotated as rRNA/tRNA 2'-O-methyltransferase fibrillarin-like protein 1. Gene Ontology annotation, molecular function: rRNA methyltransferase activity; histone H2AQ104 methyltransferase activity; RNA binding. Gene Ontology annotation, cellular component: small-subunit processome; box C/D methylation guide snoRNP complex; Cajal body. Lineage: Eukaryota; Metazoa; Chordata; Mammalia; Primates; Cercopithecidae. The record is from RefSeq and is a predicted model, not a curated record. Gene Ontology annotation, biological process: box C/D sno(s)RNA 3'-end processing; rRNA methylation.
AUGAAGUCGGCGGCGAGCUCGCGCGGGGGCGGUGGGGGCGGCCGGGGCGGCGGCUGGGGCGGCGGGGGCGCGGGCGGCGCGGGCGGCGCGGGCAAGGGCGGCGGGCGACGGCGGCGGCCGGGGGGCAAGGGCGGCUUCGGCGGGGGCGGCCGGGGCCGGGGGCGAGGCGGCGGAGACGGCAAGGAUCGCGGCGGCGGCGGCGGCGGACAGCGGCGGGGCGGGGUGGCCAAGAGCAAGAGCCGUCGCAGGAAGGGCGCCAUGGUGGUGUCGGUGGAGCCGCACCGGCACGAGGGCGUCUUCAUCUACCGCGGGGCGGAGGACGCGCUGGUCACGCUGAACAUGGUGCCGGGCCAGUCGGUGUACGGCGAGAGGCGCGUCACGGUGACCGAGGGCGGCGUGAAGCAGGAGUACCGCACGUGGAACCCAUUCCGCUCCAAGCUGGCCGCGGCCAUCCUGGGCGGGGUGGACCAGAUCCACAUCAAGCCCAAGUCCAAGGUGCUGUACCUAGGCGCCGCGUCGGGCACCACUGUCUCCCACGUCUCCGACAUCAUUGGCCCAGAUGGCCUGGUCUACGCCGUCGAGUUCUCCCACCGCGCCGGCCGCGAUUUGGUCAACGUGGCCAAGAAGCGCACCAACAUCAUCCCUGUCCUGGAGGACGCGCGGCACCCGCUCAAGUACCGCAUGCUCAUCGGGAUGGUGGACGUGAUCUUCGCCGACGUGGCCCAGCCCGACCAGUCCCGCAUCGUGGCCCUGAACGCCCACACCUUCCUGCGCAACGGGGGCCACUUUCUCAUCUCCAUCAAGGCCAACUGCAUCGACUCCACCGCAUCUGCCGAGGCUGUGUUUGCUUCUGAGGUGAGGAAGUUGCAGCAGGAGAACUUGAAGCCCCAAGAGCAGCUGACCCUGGAGCCCUAUGAGAGGGACCACGCUGUGGUGGUCGGGGUCUACCGGCCCCUUCCAAAGAGCAGCACCAAGUAGCACCCAGCUCAGGCUCACCUGCCAUCUCCCCAAGCCUGUGUUGUGUUUGCUAUUAUUUUCUAUGUGUUUUCUUUGUGCGUGUUUUGUUUUGUUGUUUUUCUAUUAAACUGCAGAAAGAAACGGCACCUAUCUGUGUGGUGAUGCCAGGCUAGGUUUUGCUGCAGUAACAACCCCCAAAUCCCAGUGGCCUAAACCAGCUGGUGUAAGGGGCCCAUCACGCAGUAGCCUGGGAGCUGUGCUCAUUCUAAUCACUCCGGUCCCCAACUCCCCAGGGCCCCAUUUUCACACAUGCUCCCUCCAUCCCUAGGGCAAAGGAAAGAGAGCUGGGGAACUGCUAAUAAAAGCUUUUAAACUUCCCCUUGGAACUGAUGGGGCACUUCUGCUCACAUUUGGCCAAGUCAUAUGACCAAGCCUGACUCCGGGGAAGGACACUGAAUAUUGAUGGACAAUAAUAUAGUCAAACACACCAAUCAUCUGACUCACAGCCAAAGUCAACCACAAUAAGUUUUUAUUGCUUUACUCUUCAACUAAGCCCUUUUGCAUUCACGGUUAAAGUGAAUAAUAAAUAAAUGUUAAAUUUAUUCCUCA